Molecule: messenger RNA, 1564 nt
Organism: Rhea pennata
Lineage: Eukaryota; Metazoa; Chordata; Aves; Rheiformes; Rheidae
Gene: LAPTM5
Product: lysosomal protein transmembrane 5
Exons: 8
Coding region: 53-829 (258 amino acids)
Cellular component (GO): lysosomal membrane
Source: RefSeq, a predicted model, not a curated record
GUUGCUGCAAAUUCAACCGCGUUAACUUAGAGCUGUACACAGAAAUCAAAAAAUGACUGCCCAAACGACCACUGAGCCCCCAAAAUGUUGCUGCUUCAACAUCAAGACGGUAACAGUCGCUCUAGGAAUCUUCCACAUGGUUAUGAGUGUUUUGCUCCUGAUUGAGUAUUCCCUGGAAGUGGCUAGCGGGAAAGGCUACUGCAAAGACCUGGACAAGGAUUACUACAGAAUUGCUGACGUCAUCACUAGUUUCCUGUUGAUCAUCAUGCUGUUUGCCAUCAGCUUCAACCUCCUCCUUGGUGUGGUGAAGAAGAGGGAACGACUCCUGAUUCCAUUCCUUGCUCUACAAGUCAUAGACUUUCUCCUCAGCCUCCUAACGAUGUUCAGCUCCUACAUACAAAUCCCAGCAAUCAUUUCUGUGUCAUCCCUUGGCCACACGCAGGGACACUUGAAGAUCCCUUUCUUGGCUCUGCAGCUGCUGGACUUCUGUCUGAGUAUCCUCACUCUCUGUAGUUCAUACAUGGAGGUCCCAACCUACCUCAGCCUCAAGUCUUCAGACAACGGGGGCUUCUUGCCAACCCUUGCGAAGUUACCAACAGAGGAAUAUGUCAGAAUAAUGGUCACCUUCACCAUUGCAUUCAUUGCUGUCCUCUUCCUCAAGGCCUAUAUGUUCAAAUGUGUCCUCAGUUGCUUUAAGUAUAUUAAAGCCAGCAAGAGAGUGGAGGUGAAAGUCAACCCACAAAGAGCUGAGAAGGCUGUGCUGCCAUCAUAUGAGGAAGCUGUAGAGUUGCCUUCCAAGGAAUCUCCACCUCCCUAUGUAGAAAUCUAAGCUCUUCUCACAGGGAAGAGAAGACCCUGUGCUGCUGUUAGUGCCUCUUACCCCUUGUGUCAGAUACUCGGCCUUGUUGAGAAGCCCUUGCUUCAUAGCCAUAUCAUGCUUAUUACAGUGCAACUCACUUGUAGGAGCCUCUAAAGAGUGAUAGUGAACUGCUGGAGCUGGUGCCUUGUUCUGCACUAGCAGACCUGAGCUGAUACCAAUGACUGAGCUGCAGUGCUCUUUUAAUAAACUUGGCACCAGGCAACACAAAAGCUCCCAUCAACAUCUGGCUAACGUGAAAGUACGGGCAUUGGCCUGAAACUCUUGUCAGGCUUACUUUAUCCCAGCUGGAUAUGGGUUCUCAUCUGUUUGAUAUCUUUAACUCAGCAGCUAUGGGGAGCAUCAAGCAUUUAGCAAGUGGAAUGGGGAGGGGGGAGAGCAAGCUAAGACCUUUAUGCUGAGAUAGCAUAUUUCAGAGUUAGGCUAUGUUAACCAGCAACAUCUAAUGAAGACCUAAGGGAAAGGGGAUCAGCAAAAGGCUGAAGAUCCCAAAUGAGCUACAACGCAGCUCUCAAACCUGUCUGCUUACGGUAAUGAUUAGUAGUGAGUGCUCCAGAAUAUACAAUAUGCUGGAAUUGUCACAGUAUUGCUCUGCUAUUCUGUACCUGAGUGUUUGCAUUUUGGGAUUUUUUUGUGUGACUUGAAAGAUGAGCUUCAAUAAAAAAAAAAAAAAGUUAAUGAUUUUAA